Molecule: messenger RNA, 1615 nt
Organism: Fukomys damarensis (Damara mole-rat)
Lineage: Eukaryota; Metazoa; Chordata; Mammalia; Rodentia; Bathyergidae
Gene: Snap23
Product: synaptosome associated protein 23
Exons: 9
Coding region: 246-881 (211 amino acids)
Biological process (GO): exocytosis; synaptic vesicle fusion to presynaptic active zone membrane; synaptic vesicle priming
Cellular component (GO): synaptobrevin 2-SNAP-25-syntaxin-1a-complexin I complex; plasma membrane
Molecular function (GO): syntaxin-1 binding; SNAP receptor activity
Source: RefSeq, a predicted model, not a curated record
AUAUGUCCGUAAUCCCAGCACUCAGUAUGCAGGAGAUAGGAGAUUAGGGCGUGGCAAAAACUGGCUGGGGACCUACAAGGAGCAGCUCUACGCCUCUAACAAGGACUCAUUAUGAGAAAGUUCCGGAAAGUACCAUGCUGUUCUUGCAUAAUACACAACCCGGAAAACUAUCUUCCCUCUCUCCUGGACUUCCGCGGAGAAUAUCCACAUUUCCACCCCUGUGCCUGGUAGAAUUCUGAUUCAUCAUGGAUAAUCUGUCACAGGAAGACAUUCAGCUGAGGGCUAACCAGCUCACUGACGAGUCUCUGGAGAGUACAAGGAAAAUCCUGGGCUUAGCCAUUGAGUCUCAGGAUGCUGGAAUCAAAACCAUCACCAUGCUGGAUGAACAAGGGGAACAACUAAACCGCAUAGAAGAAGGCAUGGAUCAGAUAAAUAAAGACAUGAGAGAGACAGAGAAGACUUUAACAGAACUCAACAAGUGCUGUGGCCUUUGUGUCUGUCCAUGCAACAGGACGAAGAAUUUUGAGUCUGGUAAGGCCUAUAAGGCAACGUGGGGAGAUGGCGGAGGCAGCUCACCUAGCGACGUGGUAUCGAAGCAACCAGCCCGAGUCACAAAUGGCCAGCCUCAGCAGCCAGCCAGCGGUGCAGCCAGCGGUAGAUACAUUAAACGCAUAACUAAUGACGCCAGAGAAGAUGAGAUGGAAGAAAACCUGACUCAAGUGGGCAAUAUCCUGGGAAAUCUAAAGAACAUGGCCUUGGACAUGGGGAAUGAAAUCGAAGCUCAAAAUCGACAAAUAGACCGGAUCACAGAAAAGGCUGACACCAACAAAGAUCGUAUUGACAUUGCCAAUACCAGAGCAAAGAAACUCAUUGACAGCUAAAGCUCCUGCUGUAUUGUGUCACCAUUUAUUCACUUCUCUAGCUGCUCCUCCUACACCGCCGUUGCCUUUUCAGAGCUGGAAAUUUUGAUCUCACACUGUGCUAAUCGGGAGAUAAUGUAGAAGAGGGGCCAGUGUAGUAAUAGCCUCCCUACUUUAUUUUCUGUUUCUCUUGAGGGUAGACUACUGCCGGCCUUCACUAUUCUCUAUUCAUACUCUUAGACUGGUUUUCAUACAUCAUGUCUAGCAAGAACGGAGGAGUAUCACCUCUUUACCUCAGCACGUCCUUUCGCUUUCAAGAUUUGGAAGCACUGGGGCCAGGGAUUUAGCUCAGUGGUUCCGCCGCCUGCCUCACAAGCGCAGUGAACCCGCAUUCGAUCCCCGUACCCCGCCCCCCAAAAAAAGAUUUGGAAGCACUGCCAAAGACAGCCGUAAAGAAGGCAGCUGUGGUAGUAUGUUUUGUUUUCGUUGUUGGCCUUGGUUUGUAGUAGGUAAAAGAGAGAAGAGGUUUUUACCAUAGUAAAAUUAUUCAUGCGGGCCACAAAAGACAAAGUUGCAUAGCUACAAUAAAGAUCUAGUCAUGUUUAGUUUUUUAUUUAAGUUGCAGUUUUUGCCAAUGUAGGAUAAUGCUUGGGUUUGGAACUUUUAUGCACAGUAUCUUUAUCCUACAUCACCUUUUUUUUUUUGUGAGACAGGAUCUCACUAUGUAGUUGAGACUGACCUGGAACUCACUAUGU